AUGGCGGAAGAUUUGGUAUUGGACACCGCGAUCAGAGACUGGGUGUUGAUACCCCUAUCGGUGGUUAUGGUGCUAAUCGGAAUCCUUCGUUAUUUCGUAUCCAAGCUCAUGCGCUCCUCCAAUCAAGUUCCCGAUCCCAAAAUGAUCAAAGAAGGUCAAGUGGUAAUUAGAGCACGGAAUCUGAGGGCAGCUGCAAAUUUUAUACCCGCUAAAUCAUUUCGUUCUCGUAGGGUUUAUUUCAGCAAUGAGGAGAAUGGAUUACUUUAUGUACCCAAGGGCCAAGCUCAAAAUGCGCAGGCACAGAUGUUCUCUGAUCCAAAUAUGGCCAUGGAUAUGAUGAAAAAGAAUCUUUCAAUGAUUAUACCACAGACACUUACAUUUGCAUGGGUUAACUUUUUCUUCUCUGGAUUUGUGGCAGCUAAGAUACCAUUUCCACUUACUCAGAGGUUCAGGUCAAUGUUACAAAAUGGUAUUGAUUUGAGUACUGUUGAUGUUAGCUAUGUCAGCAGUCGCUCAUGGUAUUUCCUCAAUCUAUUUGGGCUGAGAGGUCUAUUCAGUCUUAUUCUGGGAGAAGAAAAUGCAACUGAUGACACACAACGCAUGAUGCAAAUGAGUGGUUUUGGAUUUGAUCCGACAAGGAGUUUGGGCGCAGAGAAAGACAGUCUAGACAUUGUUCAACAUGAAUGGGCCUUGCCGAAAUUUGAGCAGCGGGCAGAAGCUGUGUUGAAGAAACUUGUCAGUUGA
This is a messenger RNA of Fraxinus pennsylvanica, 744 nucleotides long. Lineage: Eukaryota; Viridiplantae; Streptophyta; Magnoliopsida; Lamiales; Oleaceae. The record is from the annotation of a GenBank genome assembly.